UAAUUACUUCAGGUGAAUGUAUUUCAAGAUUUACAAACAAUAAAGUUCCUUAUUGUGUGAAGUUCAACCCAGAUGAAGACAAACAACACAUCUUUGUAGCAGGCAUGGCAGACAAGAAAAUUGUACAGUGGGAUACACGAGCAAACGAGAUUGUGCAGGAGUACGACCGGCAUCUUGGUGCGGUCAACACGAUCACCUUCAUUGACCAGAAUCGACGUUUUGUGACGACAUCGGAUGACAAAAGCAUCCGGCUUUGGGAAUGGGAUAUCCCGGUGGAUUUCAAAUACAUUGCAGAACCAAAUAUGUACCCAAUGCCUAGCGUGACGCUCAGUCCCAAUGGUAAGUGGUUAGGCUUCCAAUCGAUGGACAACCAGAUUCUCAUAUACGGUGCACAGAAUCGAUUGCGUCUGAACCGUAAGAAGAACUUCAAAGGUCACAUGGUCGCAGGAUAUGCAUGCCAGAUGGGCUUCUCACCAGAUAUGAGCUAUGUUGUUUCUGGGGAUGCUGAUGGUCGUUUGAACAUCUGGGACUGGAAGACUACAAAACUGUUUAACAAAUUCAAAGCCCACGACGGUGUCUCAAUAGGCUGUAUAUGGCAUCCACACGAAACAUCAAAAGUUAUUACAUGUGGAUGGGAUGGACUCAUUAAACUGUGGGAUUAAAAUUAUAUGGAUCUGUUGGAUUAAGAUUAUAUGGAUCUGUU
Messenger RNA from Anneissia japonica, 703 nucleotides. RefSeq names its product pre-mRNA-processing factor 17-like. Gene Ontology annotation, biological process: mRNA splicing, via spliceosome. Lineage: Eukaryota; Metazoa; Echinodermata; Crinoidea; Comatulida; Comatulidae. Gene Ontology annotation, molecular function: protein binding; mRNA binding. Gene Ontology annotation, cellular component: catalytic step 2 spliceosome. Bases 105 to 662 code for a protein of 185 amino acids. The record is from RefSeq and is a predicted model, not a curated record. The transcript has 4 exons.